CGUUGCACACGCUGUCGUUGUGCCGUGUGCUUUACCAAAUAAAAGCUGGGGUCGACCCCACAGAGGCACAGUUGAGCCGUGUUUCACGGCUUACCCAACCCAACUUAACCUAGUCUACUUGUAUUUUCCUGAUAGUUUUGGUCUGAAGAAAGCAAGAUGACUGAUGCAAAAAAUAAUCUGUUGUAUUUCUUCGACCGGCCAAAUGAGCCUUGCUUCAUGCAAAAGGGAGAAGACAAGGUUGUCUUCGAAAUCCCUGACCAUUACUAUCCGGACAAAUACAAGAGCCUAUCAAACACGCUGAGCAAUCGGUUCGGCAACGAAGCGACCAAGCGGAUCCCGAUCCGUAACAUCACGCUGCCCAACCUCGAGGUGCCCAUGCAGCUGCCCUACAAUGACCAGUUCUCGCUGUUCGUUCCCAAACACCGCACAAUGGCCGCAAAACUUAUUGAUAUCUUUAUGGGUAUGAGAGACGUGGAGGACCUGCAGUCAGUGUGCUCGUACUGCCAGCUGAGGAUCAACCCUUACAUGUUCAACUACUGCCUUUCCGUCGCUAUCCUGCACAGGCCUGACACGAAGGGGUUGUCCAUCCCGACAUUCGCGGAGACAUUCCCGGACAAGUUUAUGGACUCGAAGGUGUUCCUCCGCGCCAGGGAGGUGUCCAACGUCGUCAUCUCCGGAAGCAGGAUGCCAGUAAACGUGCCGAUAAACUACACGGCCAACACGACCGAGCCGGAGCAGCGCGUGGCGUACUUCCGCGAGGACAUCGGCAUCAACCUCCACCACUGGCACUGGCACUUGGUCUACCCCUUCGACUCGGCAGACCGCAGCAUCGUCAACAAGGACAGGAGGGGAGAGCUCUUCUAUUACAUGCACCAGCAGAUUAUUGGCAGGUACAACGUGGAGCGUAUGUGCAACGGUCUGCCCCAAGUCAAGCCGUUCUCUGACUUCUCAGCUCCCAUCGAGGAGGGCUACUUCCCCAAGCUGGACUCGCAGGUGGCCAGCAGGACCUGGCCUCCUAGGUUCGCCGGGAGCGUGUUUCGCAACCUCGACCGUACCGUGGAUCAGGUGAAGAUCGACGUGAGAAAGCUGUUCACCUGGAGGGACCAAUUCCUAGAAGCCAUACAGAAGAUGGCUAUCAAGAUGCCCAACGGCCGUGAACUGCCCCUAGACGAGGUGACGGGAAUCGACAUGCUGGGCAACCUGAUGGAGUCGUCCAUCAUUAGCCCUAACAGGGGCUAUUAUGGCGAUCUGCACAACAUGGGCCACGUGUUCGCCGCCUACACCCACGACCCUGAUCAUAGGCAUCUGGAACAAUUCGGCGUGAUGGGCGACUCGGCGACCGCCAUGCGUGACCCCUUCUUCUACCGUUGGCAUCGGUUCGUCGACGACGUCUUCAACAUUUACAAGGAAAAAUUGACGCCUUACAGCAACGAGAGGCUGGACUUCCCCGGCGUGCGCGUGUCGUCGGUGGGCAUCGAGGGCGCGCGCCCCAACACGCUGCGCACGCUCUGGCAGCAGAGCACCGUCGAGCUCGGCCGCGGCCUCGACUUCACGCCGCGCGGCAGCGUGCUCGCGCGCUUCACGCAUCUGCAGCACGACGAGUUCCAAUACGUCAUCGAGGUGAACAACACCACCGGUGGCAAUCUGAUGGGUACGGUGCGCAUCUUCAUGGCUCCGAAGGUGGACGACAAUGGCCAGCCGAUGUCCUUCAACAAGCAGAGGAGACUCAUGAUCGAGCUUGACAAGUUCUCGCAAGCACUCCGUCCCGGCACCAACACCAUUCGCCGCCGCAGUGUGGACUCUUCAGUCACCAUCCCGUACGAGCGAACCUUCCGCAACCAGUCGGAGCGUCCCGGAGACCCGGGCACCGCCGGGGCCGCCGAGUUCGACUUCUGCGGUUGCGGGUGGCCACACCACAUGCUGAUACCCAAGGGCACCGCCCAGGGCUAUCCUGUGGUGCUGUUUGUUAUGAUUUCCAACUGGAAUAACGAUAGGAUCGAGCAAGACCUCGUGGGCUCCUGCAACGACGCGGCAUCGUACUGCGGCAUCCGCGACCGCAAGUACCCAGACAAACAAGCGAUGGGCUACCCAUUCGACCGCAAAAUGGCAAACGACGCCGCCACACUCUCAGACUUCCUUCGUCCCAAUAUGGCGGUCCGCGACUGUUCCAUUCAGUUCAGUGACACUACGGUCGAGAGGGGACAACAGGGGUAGGUGUAAACCGUAAAAAGGGGUGGAUACCACAACAUCUGGUACAAACAUUAUAAAAUCAAGCUCCAUGCAUGCGUUUGAAAAUUGCGGAUAAUUUUUAAACCAUACUUUACCAUAAACAUUAUACCACACUUGUUAUCUACCCCCUUUUCGCACUUAAAGCCGGUAACAACGUAUUAAACGUCCAUUUCACAUCAGAUUGAGUGAAAGAUUGGUUCAGACCGAUCGGAGGGAGCGUUCCUGCGGGUGCAAAGACCUCACUGCCGACGAAAUAGACGCCCUCAUACGAAAACCUUACUAUUAUACCAAGUGUAACCAUAAACACCAUAUAUUUUAAGAAUAUAGUAAAAAUGUAGUAAAUUUUUCAUCGUGGUAUAAAUUUUUAUCAAAAAUAAUUGUGAAGUCAAAUUUAGAAUGCAGUAAUCUGUGAUAUAGUACAGGAUAUUCUACCAAUUUAGUAGAAAUUUAUAUUUAAAUAAUUCCUAGCGCCAUUUUGGAACGCAGUUUAAUUUGAAAUCACAUCAUAAUUAGUAUCAAGUAUAUGAGUAAAGUGUAAAGUAUGAGUGUAAUAUUAUUAAUUAACUAACUUAACUAAAUUAACUAAAUGAUUGUAGGUUUAAUUUUCUUGGGAUGAAAAGUGAAUAUUUAUAUAGGCUACGAGAUUUGUGAUAGUUUUCGUAGCUGGCCAAUUUGAGACUUGAACACGAUUUUCUCUUAAUUACAAAAAGCAUCACUUUGAGUAUGUAUUAAUUACUUUCUAACGACAUCUAGAGGUCUAAUAUGUUGAUUAUAAAUAAAGUGAGAUAACCACAACUAUUUUUUUAUAGACUGAUCGAGGUUCUGAUAAGAAAUUAAACCUAUUUUGACAAUAUUUUGAAUAAGGAAUACGUGAUUCAAAAUGGCGUUUACUAUAAUUUGAAAUUAAGUAAAUACAGUAAUUAGAAUUGUAUUGUAUAACUAAAUAACAACAUUUGACAUAUUUUAAAUUAGAUUUACAUAUAGUACUACAAAAUUUUCUACUAAAAACUUCCAAAAUAAACUAAUCAUGUAAAGGGUUCAAUACGUUUUCGAUUUCGUUGUUACUGGUUAACAGUUAAAGGCAAGUUAAAUGGAUUCCGAGACCUAGGUUAAGUGCAUGCUAGAUAAUAAAAUGGGUCAUUAGAAGUUAAGUAAACUUUGUAAAUAUUGUACAUAUUUGUAUGCUUUUGAAUUUAUAAGACUGAAUAAAAUAAGCCUUUCACAA
Molecule: messenger RNA, 3454 nt
Organism: Manduca sexta (tobacco hornworm)
Lineage: Eukaryota; Metazoa; Arthropoda; Insecta; Lepidoptera; Sphingidae
Gene: PPO1
Product: phenoloxidase subunit 1-like
Exons: 14
Coding region: 157-2214 (685 amino acids)
Molecular function (GO): oxidoreductase activity
Source: RefSeq, a predicted model, not a curated record